AUGAAGUCACCUAUCAUUUCAGUACUUUGUAAUAAAUAUCUAUUAAGACAUAUCUCAACACUUCUCAGAGAACUGCGUGAUAAUGAUUGUCCUCUGAAUGAUUACAAAUAUUAUUAUUUACAUCGGUACGAUCAGUUUACUGAUUCGCGUAUCAUCAACAAUGGCUGGUAUCACCUGUUGUCCGAUAGAAUCAAAUCGGGUCAUUCUCUUCGAUUCGAUACAGACGAUGCAGAUUUGCUCUGUCAACAGGUCAGAGAUAUCGAUAUAUUUACAGUGGUCUACAAUCACAAGAUUAUCUACUUCACCAAUCCCGAGUGCUUACUAACCGCAAUCGGCUCUGGUAAUAUUGCAGCCACCAGAAUUCUAUUGAAACAACGCUAUCCAGUUGAGAUUUCCAAUUUGUACGACCAUGAAUAUCUUAUCGAAAAGGCUGUAUCAAGCUAUCAAUAUGAAAUGGUGGAAUUCCUAAUCGAUGAAUUGUACGCUCGAGAACCAGACGACCGACAUCCAUCUCUUCAACAGCUAUUCGACGCCAAAGCCAAAGAAACAUCCAUAGGUAAACCAGUUGCCGAUCACCAAAAUUCAGAAAUGGAACUAAUCUUCAAAGCAACAAGAAAUCAGCCAUUGUCAAGACUUGAAUUCAUUCUCAAGCAAUUCCAAGUGAUGUCGACCGAUUCAAAAACGAUAAUGUUGAUACGCACAAUUAAUAAAGACCAAACUCCAACUAUAUACGAUACCGAUAUCGAGAAUAUAAUCAUUAGAUCGACUGGCCAUUCAUAUAUCAUUCCAUUCCUGAUAGACCAUGUUUUUGUCGCGAGUGAAAAGAGAACUGCUUUCUAUGAAAAGCUUGGUGGCAUCACUGACGCAACAGAUUCCAUCAUUGUAGCAUACCAUUUCCGUUUACCAGAUGAACAGUCAACCAAGAGUUUCAAAGAGAUGACAGAUCAUCAUUGGUUUCGAAGUGCAAAGCGUGCAGCUUGGAAGGGCGACGUGGAGAAACUAAAGAAUCUCAUGACCGUCAGUCACACCAAGCGAGUAAAAGCUAGCUACACAGAUGAACUCAUCAAACUAUCGAUAAUUAAUGAGAAACUCAAUGUCUUGGAAUAUCUUGUAGUUCAAUAUGGUGCCAAGACUAAUACAGAGAAUUUCGAAUUGGUCGGUUCGGUUGGUAGUUUCUCAAGUAUGCAGCUAUUGCUGGGCGAACCAUUGCUACUCGGUCAAUUCAAUGAUUUCAAUAUUAGACUGGUUCAUAAAAUGGCAUCGUUAAACGGUCAAACUCAAUUCAUUAAAUCGCUAUACAAUGAAUACCCAUCCUAUAGCAAAGUGUAUUGGGAUGAUACUAUAUUCUCUGGAAAUCUAGAGUUGCCAAAUCUAAUCAUAAUGGUUGAGUUCAUAAAGAUGGCUAUCCAACAUGGUCAAAUAGAGCUAUAUAUAUUCUUUUUAGCGAGAAUACAACAACAAUUUAUUCUAAAUUUAAUACCACCAAACGUUGAACCAAAGUCACUCGAUGACAAAGCAUAUCCUCUGUAUCUCUAUAGACAACAAUUUGAAGAUUCAUUCGUUAGUGAAAGCUCCGACUCGGAUGAUAACAAUAAUAACAAUGAUACUAAUAUCAGUCUAAAGCGGAAGAUGUCCAAUACUGAUUACAAUGAAAAUAAGGAGGAAACCAACAAAUUUGUUAGGUUGGAUGAUAAAUCAUAA
Messenger RNA from Heterostelium album PN500, 1701 nucleotides. RefSeq lists its product as uncharacterized. The record is from RefSeq and is a predicted model, not a curated record. NCBI's taxonomy places the organism in Eukaryota, Evosea, Eumycetozoa, Acytosteliales, Acytosteliaceae. The coding region runs from base 1 to 1701 and encodes 566 amino acids. The transcript has 4 exons.